Molecule: messenger RNA, 339 nt
Organism: Rotaria sordida
Lineage: Eukaryota; Metazoa; Rotifera; Eurotatoria; Philodinida; Philodinidae
Source: the annotation of a GenBank genome assembly
AUGAUAAAUCAAAUUGCUGAUGUUGAUAAAGCAGUUGAAGCUACUCAAACAGCUUUUGAUAUUGAAUCACCAUGGCAUAAAUUAGAUCCUCUUUCUUUCUCUCAACCUAAGUCAAUAUGUAGAAAUGCACUUUAUUGUGCUGCUCUUAUCAAAGAGUCUGGUUUUCCACCAGAUGUUGUCAACAUCAUACCAGGUGAUGGGCCUGAAUGUGGUUAUGCAAUUGCUGUUCAUGCACAUAUUGAUAAAGCAGCUUGUACUAGUUCAGUUGAAGUUGGAAAGAAAAUACAAGAAGCAGCAACUAAAUCAAAUCUUAAAUGUGUUACAUUUGAACUUGGUUAA